Molecule: messenger RNA, 2621 nt
Organism: Opisthocomus hoazin
Lineage: Eukaryota; Metazoa; Chordata; Aves; Opisthocomiformes; Opisthocomidae
Source: RefSeq, a predicted model, not a curated record
ACGAUUUUGCAGAGGAGGAGGAGGUGCAGUCCUUCGGCUACAAGAGGUUUGUUGUUCUUCUGGGAAGACUUGUGGUGAGUUAAAAGAAAACACUCAGUGAAGCUGUGAAUGGGAGACAUUUCCAGGGUGGGUGUGUCUUGUGGUAUUCAGGAGGGGACGCAAUGCACCAAAUGUAAAAAUAACUGGGCACUGAAGUUUUCCAUCAUAUUAUUAUAUAUUUUAUGUGCCCUGUUAACAAUCACAGUAGCCAUUCUGGGAUACAAAGUUGUAGAAAAAAUGGACAAUGUGACAGGUGGCCUGGAAACGUCCCACAGAAGAUAUACAGAAAAGCUCACAGAGGUGGAGAGUGGUCUGAAGAAAUUAGAUGACCAAACUGGACAAAAAGCCAUGAAUACUAACACUGAACUGUCUAGCUUCAGAUCUGACAUUCUGGCUCUUCGCCAGCAGCUUCAUGACAUUGCAGAGAAAACUACCAGAAACAAAGAUACACUGGAGAAGCUGCAAGAGUCUGGAAAUGUAUUAGAUGAUAGACAGAGCCAAAUGAGAAGUGCCUUAGAUAGUAACUCUUUCAUGAUCAUCAGUGUCAAUAAGACUCUUCAGGCAUAUACUGGCUAUAUCAACAAUCUUCAACAAGACACAAGUAAUAUCCAAACAAACUUGCAAAACCAAGUGCAUUCUCAUAAUGUGGUCAUUAUGAAUCUGAACAACUUAAACCUGACACAAAUACAGCAAAGAAAUCUUAUCAGUGUCCUGCAGAAGUCAAUGGAAGAUACAAGCUUGGCUAUACUAAGAAUCAAGAAUGACUUUCAAAAUCUGCAGCAGGUUGUCCUUCAAGCCCGGAAGGACACCGACUGGCUUAAGGAAAAAGUACAAAAUUUACAGACUUUGGCCGCCAACAACUCAGCAAUGGCAAAAGCUAACAAUGAUACACUUGAAGACAUGAACAAUCAGCUCAGCUCCUUCAGUGGGCAAAUGGAGAACAUCACCACAAUUGCGCAAGCCAACGAACAAAAUCUAAAGGAUCUCCAGGAGCAGCAUAAAGAAUAUGAAAACAGAACUGCUGCCAAAUUCAACCGGCUAGAAGAGAGGUUCCAGGUCUUUGAAACUGAUAUAGUCAACAUCAUUAGCAACAUCAGCUACACUGCUCAUCAUCUACGGACACUAACUAGCAAUCUCAAUGAGGUUAGGACCACUUGUACAGACACCUUAAGUAAACAUUCAGAUGAGCUGAUUUUUAUGAACAGCACACUAGCCAAUAUUCGCUUAGAUUCUGCAUCUCUCAAGAUGCAACAGGAUUUGAUGAGGUCAAGGUUAGAUGUUGAAGUUGCCAAUUUAUCGGUAAUCAUGGAAGAAAUGAAGCUGGUAGAUUCCAAACAUGGCCAGCUCAUCAAGAACUUCACUAUCCUACAAGGCCCUCCUGGUCCCAGGGGACCUAAAGGUGACAGGGGCCCUCAAGGUCCUCUUGGCCCUGCUGGCCUAAAAGGACAAAAAGGAGAGAAAGGAGAGCCUGGACCACCAGGACCUGCAGGUGAGAAGGGCCCACCUGGGCCAACUGGGCCACCAGGAGAGAAAGGAGGAAAAGGUUCAAGAGGAUCGCCUGGCUCCAAAGGUCAGAGAGGUUCUCCUGGCAAGACGGGUCUGCCGGGACCAAGCGGGGACCCGGGACCACCAGGUCCACAAGGCAAAGACGGUCCACCCGGGCCACAAGGCCCCCCAGGAUUCCAAGGCCUGCAAGGAACUGUGGGAGAGCCAGGAGUACCAGGACCUCGAGGACUCCCUGGGCUACCUGGAGUCCCUGGGCUGCCUGGUCCCAAGGGCCCACCUGGCCCACCGGGGCCGCCAGGUCCAGGGAUGCCAAUGGCGCUACAAAGUGAACCUACGUCGGUGCCCGAGGCUAACGGUUGUUCUCCUCAUUGGAAGAACUACACAGAAAAGUGCUACUACUUUUCAAUUGAAAGAGAAAUUUUUGAAGACGCGAAGUUAUUCUGUGAAGAGAAGGCAUCACGCUUGGUUAUCAUAAACAACAAAGAGGAGCAGCAAUGGAUAAAAAGGCAGAUUUUGGGGAAAGGCAGUUUCUGGAUUGGACUGACAGAUUCAGAGAAGGAAAAUGAAUGGAGAUGGCUGGAUGGAUCUAUACCAGUUUACACAAACUGGAAAACAGGGCAACCUGAUAACUGGAGCCAUGGGCAUGGGCCAGGGGAAGAUUGCGCUGGGUUAAUCUAUGCUGGGCUCUGGAACGACUUCUACUGUGAAGAUGUUAACAAUUUCAUUUGUGAAAAAGAGAUGGACAAAGGGCAAAUAUUUGGAGUUUAAUAGGCUGUGACUUUACAGAUACCUACAUAUUAUGGAAAUCUACCUAAAGAAGAAGAAAAUCCUGGGGGAGCACAACAUCGUCUACCAAAAUUGGAAAAAAAAAAGCAAAAGCAAGCACUGAAAACUGUUUAAAAGAAUAGAGGAAUUCAGCAGCAACUCUUCUCCUGCAUCCUGCAAUUAUUCGAGGCCUUUCAACCCACAGCAUCAGGAAAUACCGUUGGACUAUUUCUGUUAUAGAUUUUCUUCCCAACCAGUAACCAUAUACAUAAGCAAUUUGUGUCUUCUGAGAAAAGACAUUCUGUCAAUCU